GUCACAAGGAGCUGCACACAACUGAGCAACUAACACUUUCAUAACAAAGAAUAUGAUUCUUAAAACAGAUUCUUGGAGACACUGCAUUAACAAAUAUCCAUUGUAUUAUCCCUAGAGCACUGUUGGAGAAAGGAUAUACACAAUAUGGGAAGAACCAAUGAUUCCGUGUUGAGAGAAUUUGUCCUGACUGGGCUUUCUGCUCACCCAGAGCUCCAGACAGUUUUCUUUGUGUUAGUUCUGUGUAUGUACUUGAUGAUCCUGCUGGGAAAUGGAGUCCUUAUCUCUGUAAUCAUCUGUGAUUCUCAUUUGCACACCCCCAUGUAUUUCUUCCUCUGUAAUCUUUCCUUCCUGGACAUUUGCUAUACAAGCUCCUCUGUCCCAUUAAUUCUUGACAGUUUUCUUACAGUAAGGAAAAGGGUUUCCUUCUCUGGAUGCAUGGUACAAAUGUUUCUCUCUUUUGCCAUGGGAGUCACAGAGUGUAUACUUCUAGGCAUGAUGGCACUUGACCACUAUAUGGCCAUCUGCUACCCACUGAGAUACCCUGUCAUCAUGAGAAAAAGUGCUUAUGUGCCCAUGGCAGCUGGAUCCUGGGCUGCAGGUAUUGUUGACUCAGUGGUGCAGACAACUCUUGCAAUGCAAUUACCAUUCUGUGCUGACAAUGUAAUUAACCAUUUCGUUUGUGAAAUUCUGGCUAUCCUAAAAUUGGCCUGUGCUGAUAUUUCAAUUAAUGUGAUCAGCAUGGCAGGGUCAAAUCUGGUUGUUCUAGUUAUUCCAUUGCUAGUAAUUUCCAUCUCUUACAUUUUCAUUGUUGCCACUAUUCUAAGAAUUCCUUCCACUGAAGGAAAACGUAAGGCCUUCUCCACCUGCUCAGCCCAUCUUACAGUGGUGAUUGUAUUCUUUGUAACAAUCUUCUUCAUGUAUGCUAAGCCCAAAUCUAAAAGCUCCGGUGGUACAGAUAAUCAAGACAUCAUUGAGGCCCUCAUCUCUCUCCUCUAUGGAGUGAUGACCCCCAUGCUCAAUCCUCUCAUCUAUAGUCUGAGGAAUAAGGAUGUAAAGAUUGCUGUGAGGAACAUGCUGCAUAGGAAAAACUUCUCUGAUGGAAUAUGAGUAAUGAUUUAUACUAUGUAACUCAGAAUUCAAAGCUGCUGAAGACACAAAAUUCAAAUAGAGAAGAUUACCAUGUGAAAACAAUUUCACAAAGUGUCAUUCAAAACUGUAAGAUUUUGUAAAUAGUGCUACAAGAUCACUGAACUGCAACUGUUGCUUCAGGCCAUGUUUUUCUCCAGAUAUAUGAUGAGGAAUGUGAUGGCAAGAUCAUUCAGUUUCAGUUC
Odocoileus virginianus texanus is the source of this 1331-nucleotide messenger RNA. Its product is annotated as olfactory receptor 13C8. The record is from RefSeq and is a predicted model, not a curated record. Gene Ontology annotation, biological process: G protein-coupled receptor signaling pathway; detection of chemical stimulus involved in sensory perception of smell. Gene Ontology annotation, molecular function: olfactory receptor activity; G protein-coupled receptor activity. NCBI's taxonomy places the organism in Eukaryota, Metazoa, Chordata, Mammalia, Artiodactyla, Cervidae. Gene Ontology annotation, cellular component: plasma membrane.